GGCUGUAUACUGGGAGAGGCGAGGAGGCAAAAAGGUCAGCGGCGUCAGUAGCGGUCUGGUUCUGACGUCAAGAACACCUACGGAUCUCACCUAAGGAUCUUCACUCUCCCUCCUCGCCACAGACACUCCUCAACCAACAUCAUGACCAGGACUCCCAACCUGUGUCCAUCCAUCGCCCUCCUGCUGUUGCUGUUCCUGGCCGCUCCUCCAGCUGCCUCCCGCGCCACGAAUGAGCCACCACCGCGCCUGCUGGAUCUAACCUACACUUACAACGUGGACGCCCCGACCAUGCCCAGUCUGAGGGCUUUCAACAUGAGCACAAUAGUGAAAGGCAUCCAGGAAGAGGGAUACUGGCUGGAAAUGAAUGAGUUCUGCUCGGCGGAACAUUCUGGCACUCACGUGGACGCUCCCGUGCACUUCUCCCGCACCAGCUGGCCAGUGAACGAUAUUCCCCUGGACCGGCUGUGGCGAGUGCCAGGGGUGGUGAUUGACGUGUCUGAGGCAGUUGCCACGUCCAUAGACAAGAAUUACGCCAUCCCCGUGUCAGACCUGGAGGCGUGGGAGAGUCAGCACGGUGCCAUUCCUGAUGGGGCAGUGGUCUUCCUGCGCACAGGCUGGGGUGCCAAGAGCCACAACUUGGAUGAGUACUCCGGAGUCGACCAGCAUGGAACUUUCAACUUCCCGGGCCUAAGCAAGGAGGCUGGCACCUGGCUGGCCACGUACGGUGACAGAAACGGUCUCAGCAAGGGCGUGGUGGGCGUGGGGAUUGACACCAGCUCUGUGGACGUAGGCAGCUCCACCAACUACGAGGCCCACACCAGCAUGUACUCCCACAACGUGUACGGCAUCGAGAACGUGGCCAACCUGGACCAGCUGCCGACCACCAAUUUCCUGGUCACCGUGAUGCCUAUGAAGAUCGGAGGGGGCAGCGGCGGCCCGUCCAGAAUCAUCGCAGAGUUGUAUGACGAAUCACCCAACAGUGCAAGCCAUGAUCUUUAAGCAUACUGGAGAUGGAAGGUGGUGGUGGUGGUGGUGGUGGUGGUGGUAGUGAUGGUGGAGGAUGUUUGCCACUAACACGCUUUGGAAAUUUAAUAAAAAUAGCAGGUCAUCUGGUGUGUGUGUGAGUGUUGUGUGUGUGUGUGUGUGUGUGUGUGUGUGUGUGUGUGUGUGUGUGUGUGUGUGUGUGUGUGUGUGUGUGUGUGUCCAGGAUAUCAUCACACAGAAAAAAUGGUCCACUUACGUACAUCAGUUGAUUUAGGGAAGUUAAUUUACGUUGCUUAUUUAAAUUCUUUCUUUCAUUCAUCCAUUUGUGGAAUUCUACUGUUUGCUUACCUACUUCUUUUCUUUUAUGGUUUUCUUACAUUUCCUUUUUUUGUUUUUUACUUACUAUCAGCUUCAUGACAACGAAUAAAAUCUCCAACCUCAGCGUAUCA
Molecule: messenger RNA, 1433 nt
Organism: Scylla paramamosain (green mud crab)
Lineage: Eukaryota; Metazoa; Arthropoda; Malacostraca; Decapoda; Portunidae
Product: isatin hydrolase-like
Exons: 6
Coding region: 142-999 (285 amino acids)
Molecular function (GO): arylformamidase activity
Source: RefSeq, a predicted model, not a curated record